UAUUUAAGGAAUUUUGAAUUACAUGUAAAUUUCUGCAAGAGCAUGAAUAAUUCUGCAUUUUAUACGCAUAAGUGAUAAUACGAGUGAUUAGUUCGUGUUCUUAUGUACUAAGUCACACAGUGAACACGUGAUGUGUUGCCUUUAUUACGUUGACUAUUAAAACUUGCAUGUUUUUCCAAAUGUAAAAGCGAGACAUUCGGAAAAAAGAUUCUUUUUCGUACAUGCAUAUUUUGUACAGUAUCUAAAUGGUCUGUACAAACUUUUGGAAUAAGUUCCAGGGACCUAAACAAGCAGAAGUAGAAAUGUCCCAUGAAUAUGGGGUCGGAAACGAUUGCUUCUUGAAUUAUGUUUCGAAGCUCCCUACAAUAGCUGGAGAAAUUAUCACGUGAAAUCGCAUAGGUGUUACAAAGCUUAUUUUUUUACUUGGUUUUGCCACGGACAUGAGAGGGCAUAAAGAAAGUGCCUAAGAAAUGAAGGUUAAAGGAAGGUUAAAGGAAUCACGAGGGAUACAGAACUCGCGCGCGUGUACUAGCUACGCUUACACUUGGCGCGAGACACUACCGUGUCUCGUGAUAAGAGCUCUGUAAACAGUGCAGCAUUCCGUUGGUUGAAAGUAUCCUGCGUAGCGUAUGCGUGGCAAAACCAAGGAAAUGUAGUAAGGUCCCUGGAACUUAUUCCAAAAGUUUGUACAGACCAUUUAGAUACACCCUGUAUAUAUACAUAUGGAGAGAGAGACACUAGAUUCGAUUCGUCCAUCAGAAAAUGCACAAGAGGAUAUGUCCUACUUGUUUGGUAGAGAUCCGAGUAUCUUGGCAUACAGCCAGAGGCCAUUUCCCUCGAAGGAUACAAAAAAGAAUUUGAUUUCACUGUAUGAAGUAGAGGAAACUAGUUCUGCCAAUGAAAAUGUGUCUGAAUGUUCAGAAUCACAAACCAUACAAACGGUCAAGGUGUAUCUUAGACUCAAACCAUUUCCGAAGAAACUAAAGUUAACAGAGGAGCAGCAAGAAGCUUACAAAAUCACAAGCCUUACGACGUUACUCACCAAGUUGCCGCUACUGGAUAAUAACGCGAGUAAACAGAUCAAGAGUACCGAGACUGUAUGCCGAAAGUUUACGUUUUCUCAAACAUUUGGGCCAGAAACGACUCAAUUGGCAUUAUUUGAGCAAACGGUACAGCAGCAAAUGAUCGAUUUCCUAGCUGGGCAAAAUUGUACUAUAAUGACAUAUGGUACUACAAAUUCUGGCAAGUCUUAUACCUUGCAAGGGACCGCUACUUCACCUGGACUUAUACCACGAGCACUGGAAUUUGUGUUUAACAAUAUUACAACAAGACCAAAUCCCUUUUAUAAACCUGUGCAUUAUAGCGACGUUGUCAAUCUUGAUGCACUUGAACGUGCACAAGAGCUUGAAGCAAAAACUAAAUUGCUGACAUUCAGUUCCGUAGAUAAGCAUCAGUACAUAAAUACCUACAAACAAAUGCAAAAAUUGUUGCAAGAGGAAUCAAUUCGCCCCAGUCAGUGUUAUGAUGCUCAUUACUCAGUUUGGGUUUCAUUUGCGGAAAUCUACAAUGAAAUUGUAUAUGAUUUAUUGUCAAAUGAAUGCCAGAAAAAGAGGAUACCUUUGAAAUUAGGAACAGACUCUAAUGGCAGAGCCUUUAUAAAGAAUUUAAAGACUAUUCAUGUUAACUCGGCGGCAGAAGCUUACCAGAUCUUGAUGGCGGGGCAAUAUAAUUUAAAAGUAGCCGCAACUGCAUUAAAUGCAAAAAGCUCAAGAUCUCAUUGUAUAUUCACAAUUAUAUUGUUAAAAUAUUAUGCAGAAAGUUUACCAGAUAGCGUUGAAGUGAGCACGUUUUCCUUUUGUGAUCUGGCGGGCUCGGAACGUUUAAAGAAGACGUUGAAUAUCGGGGACAGAUUGAGAGAAGCGCAAAAUAUUAACACUAGUUUACUAGUGUUAGGCAGGUGCUUAAAGUCCAUCCAUGAAGGACAAUUGACAAGAACGAAGACUGAUGCCGUGGGACCAUUCCGAGAAUCAAAAUUAACCAGAUUAUUCCAACGAGCAUUAUCGGGGAAGGAACAUCUCGCUUUAAUAGUUAACGUCAAUCCUCUGCCAAAUUUGUAUGUAGAAACCCAAAAUGUUUUAAAUUUUGCUGCUAUCGCAAAAAGAAUUAUUAUAGAAAGGAAGAAACAGACACAAAAGAAAUCCAAAUCAAGAUUUUCCCAAAUAGUCACGCAAAGUAUACAAACUGUGACCGACUGGGAAAACACAGAAGUGGAAAGUGUGAAUUGUAUAAACAGUGUGGAAGAGAACUAUUUAGAGUCCAUUACUUCGGAAGAAUAUAUGGAUCUUGCAAAUGAGAAUGAAAGAUUGAAAAAAGAGAUUGCUCUUUUCAAGAAUUCAGCUUUAAUUCGAGACCUUCAAAGCCGACAGGAGAUGGCCGAGAAAUACAUUGCGAUGAUAAACGAGCUGGAAGUCGAUUGGAAACAGCGAAUCAAUGAUGUCGAAACCCAACACGAAGACGCCCUCGAAUGGACAGUGAAACAAGUUGAAGAAUUUUACAAGGAAAAGUUGAAUCAUUUGUAUAAGAAGCGAAAAAGACAAAGCGAUUGCAAUGAUGAUGAUAACGUUGAAGAUGAUGACAAUCUAAACUUAACUGUUAAAGAAUUAAUUGACGAAACUACAAAAUUGAGACACAAGAAUGAAACUUUGAAGAAAUCAUUAACUGACCUGAAAGUAACGAAUGAAACCUUAAUUGUAGAAAAGAAUAAAGUUUCGUUUGAGUUGGGAUUGUCAAAGGAGGAUUUAAAACUUGCAAGAAGUCUUCUUGAAACUGCUCAAAAUGAUAUCUGCUCUAAUCAAGAUGGUAAAAUGUACUUGAAAGAAAUGACAUCUCAAUUACUUGUUAAAGAUGAACAAAUCAAGAAGCUGAAAGAAUUUCUCAAUGAAGCGAAAGAAGAAUAUAUUACAAUUACAUCUGACUUAAGAAAAAAAGAAAUUCGCAUUGACGAGCAAGCGAGAACGAUAGUAGAACACGAAGAAAAAAUUGAUGAUUUAGAAUUACAUUUGGAAGAAGUUAAUGCUUGUUUAACUGAAAAAACGACAUUAGUGGAGCUCUUAGAAGAAAGAUUAGAGCCCCAAAACGAAAAUAAGAUGGAAGAUAAGUUUCUACAAUUACAAGAAGAAAUAAAUAAAUUAAAGGAUGAAAAAUUAGCAUUAAUUAAAUUUUAUGAGAACAAACCGACCUCAAGUACGUCUAUUCCAAAUGAAUAUCAAGAGAUUAUUAUAAAGGAAGAACUGAUUACUGAGGCACUUCCUAAAAAGAUAUUAAUUGAUAUAGGUUGUCAGGUGGAUAUAGGUUGUCAGGUGGAUAUAGGUUGUCAGGUGGAUAUUAAUGAUAAGGAGCAUAACGAUACUAAUAACAAGUUGGAAAAACCUGAAGCUAUUGUAGCAAUAACCACGUCAGAAGAUACGGACAUAUCAGACAAACCCGUUUCAGUGAAAAAAGAAGAUAAUAAUAUAAGUGUAAGUCAGUUGGAUGAAUAUGCAGAAAAGAUGUCGCAGUUGGAAGAUAAUCUGAAAACUAUAGAGAAGCUAAAACAUGACAUCGAUAAAUUGAACGAAAACUUGGAAGCGUGUCAAGGAGAGAAGAAUUGUAUACAAAAAGCACUCGAUGAGAAUAAUAAGAAAUUGUUAGAAUUUGAGAGUCAAUUGGAGGAAACGACUUUCAAAGAACGGGAAAAAGAUACUGAAAUUGUAGCUCUGCAAAAGGAACUGAAACGUAUGAUACAGAAAAGCGAGAAUGCCGAAAAGAACGACGAUAUGAUGGAAGCGGAGUUGAAGAGUGCUAUAAACGAGUUAACACAGACUAAAACAACGCUUUCCCAAAAGGAGCAGCAUCUAAGAGAAUUGGAAAUACGUUUAGAAAAUUUCGAGAGGAACGCCAAGCUACUUAAUUUGCUGGAACAGAACGCGAAGGAGCGGCAGGUUGAAAAUGAACGGUUACGAAAUGUAAAUGACGAGCUGAGAACAAACUUGACGCAGAAGGAACGUGAGAUGGAUGCGUUUAUGAAGAAUCGAGAUGAGACCGUGACUAAGUACGAAGUUUUGGUUAAAAACCAGCAGGAAGAGUUGGACAUGCAGAAACGGGAGGUGAUGAGGUACCAGGAAUUAUUCCGUCGGCAAUUGACGCCGACGCCGAAUAAAGAUGAAUACAAGAAGUUGCAGGAUCGCGUGGAACUACUCCAAGACAGAUUGCGGAAGUAUGAAGAGAACGCGAAGAGAGAGGCCAAAAAUGUUUACGACAGCUCGUCGGAAGAGGAAGCUGCGGCACUGCGUCAAACGAAACGGCGGGGGAAGAAGGCCGGCUUACCUGCUAAGCAGGAAAACAUACCAGUUAUCGAAUUGUCCGGGUCUGAAUCGAAGCGGACCACGAGAAAUACAACUUUGCCACCACCAGAGAUGUCGACCGAGAAAAAACGCACUCGUAGAAAGAAGCUGUUUCACGGAGACGAUUCGUUCGCGGAUAUUGAACCCACCGUCACGCCUUUGCCAACUCGAAAUUUGAGGAAUCGGAAGAAGUGAAAAAAAAUA
This is a messenger RNA of Vollenhovia emeryi, 4586 nucleotides long. RefSeq names its product kinesin-like protein KIF20A. Lineage: Eukaryota; Metazoa; Arthropoda; Insecta; Hymenoptera; Formicidae. Gene Ontology annotation, cellular component: nucleus; spindle microtubule. The record is from RefSeq and is a predicted model, not a curated record. The coding region runs from base 723 to 4577 and encodes 1284 amino acids. The transcript has 4 exons. Gene Ontology annotation, molecular function: microtubule binding; ATP binding; plus-end-directed microtubule motor activity. Gene Ontology annotation, biological process: microtubule-based movement; mitotic spindle assembly.